AUGGUUCACCACGCGACUUCGAAGUCAUCCUCAACGCGCUCGAGCCCGUUUCGCACUGAAGAGGAGCGACGCCACAUCCUCUCCAAGCUUCCGCAAGAUGCGAAGAUCCUCGCGAUUGCCCCGGCAAGACUCUAUCAAGCCCCGUUCGGCGCGCGAGAAGACGGCUGGGCGUACACCGGCCUCAAAGGCAUGCUAGUCUUCGGCCGCGAUCGCGUCGUCAUGCACGGGGACAAGCCGUUGGGCUCAGGUCCGGGGACGAGCUUCGACCGGCGGUACUGGUUGAGGCUCGUCGACACCGAGCCCGGGAAGGGUGUGGUAUGGAUGCAUCUCAUCCCGACGGACUUCCAGUACCGCCUCGACAAGCCCUUCUUCCACGUCUUCCAAGGAAAGAGCAGGAUGUUCGGCAUCCGCUUCGACGAAGACGGACACGCGGACCGAUUCUACAAGAAAAUGAGCGACCAUUGCACGCUUCAUGCAGUGCUCCCGCCUCGCAAGAUCUCCAAAGCCCCCUCCCGCUCCGUCCCUCGCAACACGAGUGGCACGACAAGCUCUAGCAACGCGCACCGCGUACGCCGCUCAAUGAUUUCUGGCCCCGUGCCAGGUACGUUCGACCACGUUGCGCACGCUGGCUUCACCGACGGACGAUUGGAAGCGUCGGGGAAAGUGGAGCCGGAGUGGAAGAUCAUGGUCGAGCAGAUGCAGCGGCACGGCAUCUCGCUGGACGGCCUACAGAAGCACCGCGUGGACGGGAAGAUGCUCGUGAAGAACAAGGACUUCGUCGAGGGCUUCCUGCAGGGCGCGCAGGCGGUCAAGCGCGAGAACUCUAAGAGUGCGUAG
Molecule: messenger RNA, 837 nt
Organism: Fomitopsis serialis
Lineage: Eukaryota; Fungi; Basidiomycota; Agaricomycetes; Polyporales; Fomitopsidaceae
Exons: 3
Coding region: 1-837 (278 amino acids)
Source: RefSeq, a predicted model, not a curated record